Molecule: messenger RNA, 3996 nt
Organism: Nematolebias whitei (Rio pearlfish)
Lineage: Eukaryota; Metazoa; Chordata; Actinopteri; Cyprinodontiformes; Rivulidae
Gene: hfm1
Product: helicase for meiosis 1
Exons: 35
Coding region: 1-3996 (1331 amino acids)
Molecular function (GO): nucleic acid binding; ATP binding
Source: RefSeq, a predicted model, not a curated record
AUGCAGGAUGCUGAUGACUUCACCUUGUCCUUGGACAGUCUGUUUUUCGAUAAACCCAUUGUUCACAAGGUCAAACCACUGCACCAUGAGGCCAGUCAAUGGCAGCUAGAAGCACCUCCAUCUCUUACACAUAUUCCAGCAACUCAGGACAUGCAAGAAGAGGCAGAGACUCUUUCUACCUUACACAGUUUUACACAGAAAUCCAGGAUUUUUCAUGUUCCUUUAAAAAAAAUGCAUGGGUUUGAGGUUUUAUCAUCAGAACUCAACAGUUCUCACAGUGAAGAGGGAGAAACUGUGGAAACUCGAUAUAGUAGCAGCAGCAGCCUGUACACAGGAGAAGGCCUUUGGAGUGGUGAAGAGUUCAAGUAUUUCUCAGAUGGUAGCUGUCAGAGUGGCAGAGGUGGAGAUGAGACCCUGCUGGACACUCGUCAUGCACCUAUGAGCAGAUGGUCGUCUCUGGACUGUGGACAAAGCCCAUCUUUAAGAAGAAGCUUGUUCAAGAUCCCAGACAUGGCCAGCAGAGGCGACUCAUCGACCAACAAUGACCUCAAGAGUAGCAGCAGCAGCCAGACUACGUCCAGACCUCAAACUUUUCUCAAUCAGGUUGCCAUGACAACUGUGGAUCCUGCUCUUCAGCCUCUAGAAGAGACAGUUGGCCCUGCAGCUCCUUUUCCCUCCAAGCCCCCGCUCUUGCCUCCUCCUCUGGGUUCUGCAGUGAGUCGCCGACCCCUGUAUCAGGCGCCGCAUGCAGAAAUGCAGGACAAGGGCACAAAGAGAGCCUUCGUCCCACCCAUGACACCCCAACCACUCCACAUACCAGGAUCUACUAAUUCUGGAGUUUUGCGGCCAGUUUCAGAAAUUCCUGUGAAGUUCAGAUCCAUCUUCAGUGACUUCCCCUUUUUCAACUAUGUUCAGUCUAAAGCUCUGGAUGAUGUCCUGUACUCAAGUAAGAACUUUGUGGCCUGCGCUCCCACUGGAUCCGGUAAAACAGUACUGUUUGAGCUGGCUAUCAUUCGCCUGUUGAUGGAGACGUCAGAGCCAUGGAGGGAUGUCAAAGCUGUAUACAUGGCUCCUAUUAAAGCUCUCUGCAGUCAGUGCUUUGAGAGCUGGAAGAAGAAGUUUGGUCCUCUGGGGCUGAACUGCAAGGAGCUGACUGGUGACACAGAGAUUGAUGACUUUUUUGAGAUUCACGACUCUCACAUUAUCCUGACCACGCCUGAAAAGUGGGACAGCAUGACAAGAAAAUGGAAGGAUAAUUGUUUGUUGCAGCUGGUGAGACUCUUCCUUAUUGAUGAAGUACAUGUGGUAAAAGAUGCAACCCGUGGCGCCACUUUGGAAGUUGUGGUGAGCAGGAUGAAGGCAGUGCAUACGUUCAGAACAUCACAGAAUCCUGAGGUGGACCUGUCAAUGAGAUUUGUGGCUGUUUCAGCCACUAUCCCCAACAUAUCUGAUAUAGCAGAUUGGCUUUCAAAUGAGAGUGGGCCGGCCACAUACCUGAGUAUGGAUGAGAGCCACCGUCCAGUGAAGCUUCGGAAGGUGGUGCUGGGAUUCCCCUGCAGCCAGAACCAAACAGUGUUUAAGUUUGACUUGUCGCUUAACUACAAGAUGGCUAACAUCAUACAGACUUACUCUGAUCAGAAGCCUACGCUAGUGUUUUGCUCCACAAGGAAAGGAGCUCAGCAGUCAGCUACUGUGCUGGCCAAAGAUGCUCGAUUUAUCAUGAGCUGUGAACACAAGCAAAGGUUGAUGAAAUAUGCAAAUUCUACAUUGGAUUCAAAACUACGAGAUCUAGUGAUGUUAGGAAUUGGAUACCACCAUGCAGGAGUUGACUUGUCUGACAGGAAGCUGAUAGAAGAAGCCUUCACUCUGGGGGACCUGCCUGUUCUUUUUACCACCAGGACUCUGGCCAUGGGUGUAAAUCUUCCUGCUCACCUGGUGGUGAUCAAGUCCACAAUGCAGUAUGUUGCAGGCUCCUGUGAGGAGUACAGUGAGGCUGACAUCCUACAGAUGAUUGGCCGGGCAGGACGACCUCAGUUUGAUUCAUCAGCGACUGCAGUGAUUAUGACCAAGGUUCAAACCAGAGACAAAUACAUGAAACUUGUGAAUGGAAUAGAAAUCAUUGAGAGCAGCUUACACAGUCACCUGGUAGAGCACCUGAAUGCUGAGAUUGUUCUCCAAACCAUCAGCAAUGUCAACAUGGCUUUAGACUGGAUACGCUCCACCUUUCUCUACAUCAGAGCCCUCAAGAAUCCCACACACUACGGUUUUUCUGCUGACUUGGACAGAUGUGGCAUUGAAGCCAAAUUGCAAGAACUGUGUCUGAAGAACCUCAAUGCUCUGUCGUCCAUUGAUUUAAUCAGUAUGGAUGAGGACGUCAACAUCAAACCAACAGAGGCUGGCAGGCUGAUGGCGAGGUUUUGUGUUGCCUUUGACACGAUGAAGCAGUUCAGCAAAGUGGUCGGCACUGAAAGUUUAUCUGACCUGGUUGAGUUGGUGUCAAAGAGCAGAGAGUUCAGUGACAUUCAGUUGAGAGUGAAUGAGAGAAGAACCCUGAACACUCUGAACCGGGACAAAAACAGGACCACCAUCAGAUUUCCCCUAGAGGGAAAGAUUAAAACCAAUGAGAUGAAAGUAAACUGCUUGAUUCAGGCUCAGAUGUGUUCCAUCAUGGUUCAAGAUUUUGGACUUACUCAAGAUACAGCAAAGAUCUUCAGAAUCGGGAUGCGUAUUAGUAAAUGCCUGUCAGAGUUCCUGAGCCAUCAGUCCAAGACUGUCUUUACUGCUGUUCUUAACUCCCUGAUCCUGGCUAAGUGCUUCAGAGCUAAGCUUUGGGAAAACUCACCCUAUGUCUCCAAGCAACUGGAAAAGAUAGGUCAGUCUCUGUCUACAGCAAUGGUAAACGCUGGACUCACCACUUUCACCAAAAUAGAGCAAACCAACCCCAGGGAGCUGGAGCUGAUUGUCAACAGGCAUCCACCGUUUGGAAACCAAAUCAGAGAAUCUGUAACGCACCUCCCAAAGUACAGCAUUACACUGGAGCAGCUUCCCAGGUACAGCAGUGCCACUGCUGAGAUUGUGGUCAAGGUGACCCUUAAAAACCAGGCAGAGCUGCAGUGCAGGAGAACAGCUCCAGACCAUCACUAUGUCUCCCUGAUCAUUGGCAACUCAGAUAACAACACAAUUUAUCUUCAGAAACUCACCGACUUGCUGCUGCUAAAGUGUGGCAGCUGGUCAAAGAAGAUAGAAGUGGCAAAGGCUUCCCAAGGAGAUGACAUCAGCGUCAACGUCAUCAGUUCAGAAUAUGUGGGACUGGACAUCCAGCAGAAGUUCAGUGUGUACUUCUCAGCAGCCAAGACGUUUGGAAGUGAAACUCCAUGCAGCUUGACAGAUACUCAUACUGAACAGAGACUGCAGCACUCCGCUGUAAAGCCACCAUCUGCAAAUCAGAAGGAAAACAUCUAUACUGUGAACGCACAAGAUUCAGGCAGUAAAAGGCAAUGCAACCAUUUCUGCAAGAAUAAAAGUGUUUGCGCCCAUGAUUGCUGUAAAGUAGGUGUUGCAGUGGGUCAGAAGAGAUCAGUGAACCAUGAAACCAGUUUCUCUUCCUACCUGAAAGACCUGAAGAACAGAAAUGAUGCGCUUGUCCAGACUCCUGUCAAACGACUCAAGAUGAAAAUGAACGAGGAGUCUUUGGCUGUCGACAUGCAGAAGUUUGCUUACAAACCUAAAGAAAGGCUUUGUCCUGGCUCCUGGUGUGGGAAGAACGAGUAUAUAACUGGCUAUGUUGACCUGACAGCUGAAGACUGUGCUCAUCUCUCUGACGUAGCUGGUCUGGAUGAUCUUGAGCGAGCUGUCACCUUUGAUCUGGGAAGUGAAUGGGACGACUGGGAUGACUUUGAUGACGAGAACUUGCUCUGUGCCAGUGAAACAGCUGUACCUCCAUGUAAAGCUAACCCUGAGCAUCAGGAUGACGAGUACCUGCCAGCAUAUAAGUGA